Messenger RNA from Uncinocarpus reesii 1704, 435 nucleotides. RefSeq lists its product as uncharacterized. The transcript has 2 exons. The record is from RefSeq and is a predicted model, not a curated record. The coding region runs from base 1 to 435 and encodes 144 amino acids. Lineage: Eukaryota; Fungi; Ascomycota; Eurotiomycetes; Onygenales; Onygenaceae.
AUGACGGUGGCGCUAGCCCCGAUUGGGCUACGGCUAUUGGAGGGAAGCGAGCCACGGGACCAGCCAGGAUUUUUCGGCGCGCGGAAAGCAUCGGCUGGCCGCUCAACAGGUGCCAUGCGGUGUGAAGCAACCUUGCCAAACGGGGAUAUCCUCUUACAUAACAGCUUCCACCCGGUGCUCGACCUUGCGGGUGCACCAUUGACGCUUGACGCAGAUUCCAAAGAAUGGUCAAACUCGACACGGGGCACGGGGUCCGGCACAUCUCACCGCCGCAAUUGGAAGCCGGGUCCAGAUUCGCAGGCAGGUGUCGCGGAUCCGUGGAUAUCACCGUUGCGCAUUCCGUUCGUCCAACAUUCGUCUCUGUCGCCGAACGACAAGGCCAAUCAAGGCGGCCUCCAAAGGCCCUUUUUUGCAGAGGCGAGUGGCGGGCGGUGA